GAAAUCUUCUCCUACUGGUUCCAAUAGGGGUGUUCAUCCUUCACAGAGGAUAGAUGACGUAAUUUUGGCCCGAAGGGCGGGCGAACGGGCGAGAAUGGAAGGGGCCUUUUUCGGAUUCUUCCCCCGACACCAGAACUGCAAUUGCAUCCUCGGAAACAGCCGCUGGCUCCCAGCGCACACUCGUAACCCACAGGAAGCCGUCAGAGGAAAGGCGGAGAAACAGUCCUCCAGAAGCCUAGACAGGCAAAAGCUGGGCAAGCCCUGUGCGUCGGUCUCCUGCGGUUCUCCCGGCUCUGUCUGGAAUUUCCUGGUUCUCGCCGGCAGGCAAUGGGCGACGGGGAGGAUGAAUUUGAAGCAUCGGUGCUGGGCACCAAAGAGCACUGGGAUGCAGUUUAUGAACAAGAAUUGCAAAAUUUUAAAGAAAGUGGAGAUGCUGGUGAGAUCUGGUUUGGCGAAGAGAGCAUGACUCGUUUAAUUAGAUGGAUAAAAAAACAAAAGAUACCCCUGGACGGCUCUGUGCUUGACAUUGGAACAGGAAACGGUGUUUUGCUGGUUGAAUUGGCCAAAUCUGGUUACAGUAACCUUACAGGAGUUGACUACUCUGCUUCUGCAAUACAGCUUUCAAAAAACAUAAUGGAAAAAGAAGGGCUGCCUCAUGUUAAGUUGCAGGUAGAAGAUAUUUUAAAUCCCUCAGAUGAAUUAUCAGAUUUUCAGGUUUGUAUUGAUAAAGGGACUUUUGAUGCUAUCAGUCUGAACCCUGAAAACGCAGCAGAGAAGAGGAAGCAGUAUGUGAAAGCUCUGCACAGGGUAUUGAAACCAGGAGGUUUUUUCCUCAUAACAUCUUGUAAUUGGACCAAGGAGGAACUCUGCAAGAAAUUCAAAGAGGCAGAAUUUAUUCUUCUGGAGGAGCUGCCAACUCCUACAUUUUGCUUUGGAGGAAGAACUGGAAACAGUGUAGCAGCUUUGGUUUUUCAACUGAAAACAUAAAAUUUUCUAUUCUGGAUGCAUUUUCAAUUAAAGUCUCCCUAUCCUGAAUUUUAGAUCUCAUGGAUAAAUGAAAUGAAACAAGAUUAUAAAAUGAAAUACAAAUUGUAGAAGGUUUAAAUGUAUGCAGUUUUGGUUUCUCUGAAACUUUAAGUAUAUGGUUUAUAUGUUACUUACACACACACACACACACACACACAUUUGAUAAUAAAAUGCUAAAAAUUACCUUUUGCAUUUGAAAUCUAAGAUACCUUUAUGUACAUUAUGGUGGACUUCAAAAAAUUGGAUAGCUAUGGAAGAAAAUUGGCGUGUUUGCUGUUAUUAAUCACAUUUCUUUAGAAAUGCAACAGAUUGUCUGGUGUAAACUUUGGAUUGCUAGAAUCCCAAUUCAAUAAUAUUUUAAUAUGUUUCUGCCUGCAAAGAUCCAAAGGAGAUUAAAUGACACUAUUCCCUGAAGGUUUAAAUAGUCUCCUUUACAAAGAUGUCAAUGUUUACAGGUUGAAUUCAUACAAGAACCAUUUCAAGAGACAAUUUUAAGACGUAGGAGACAAAUGGCAAUUGAUGGAGAUGGUUGGUACAUCUAGUUCUAUCUAUAAAGUGGUUAAUAGCUGAACAUUAAUGUAUGUAGAAAUAGGACUGGCAACCAUAAAAUAGCAAUUAUAGGUACAUUCCUAGGUAUGUUUAGACAGAGAUAAGGCCUCUAACACCCCACAUGUCCAAACCAGCAUGGCUGGUAGAGACACACUGAGUGUUGUAGGCCUUUUCUAUUGCAUACAAUUGUGCCCUAAAUUCAGUUAUGAUUUAGAAAUGCUAAAUUUGGUUUCAGGGAGAGCAGAAUUUGCUGUGUAAUUAACAGUGUUAAUUGAACAUUCUCUUUCAUAUUGAUGAUAAAUAAUAUGAAAAUUCUAUUUUUAUA
Molecule: messenger RNA, 1900 nt
Organism: Varanus komodoensis (Komodo dragon)
Lineage: Eukaryota; Metazoa; Chordata; Lepidosauria; Squamata; Varanidae
Gene: EEF1AKMT2
Product: EEF1A lysine methyltransferase 2
Exons: 6
Coding region: 328-987 (219 amino acids)
Biological process (GO): peptidyl-lysine dimethylation; peptidyl-lysine monomethylation
Cellular component (GO): cytoplasm
Molecular function (GO): protein-lysine N-methyltransferase activity
Source: RefSeq, a predicted model, not a curated record